Messenger RNA from Akanthomyces muscarius, 291 nucleotides. RefSeq lists its product as uncharacterized. Bases 1 to 291 code for a protein of 96 amino acids. Lineage: Eukaryota; Fungi; Ascomycota; Sordariomycetes; Hypocreales; Cordycipitaceae. The record is from RefSeq and is a predicted model, not a curated record. The transcript has a single exon.
AUGCAACUGCAAAGCAUCGUUUCCUACUUUCAUACAUUGAUGCUUUUGGAGGCCAUGUUGCAGAACCCCUCGGAUCUCUUGUGCAAGGUAUCUGCGCUGGAAAUCUGCUCCAGUGCCAUUGUCGCGCUGUACUACACCCACAACUGUGCCAAGUUUGACGACGUGUCGGGACAGGGCACCACCGAGCAGCUGUCCAUACAAAAGGCAUCGCUCAAUGGGCUACACCAGCUCGCACCGGCAAUUUCACAAUUUGCAUCGAAACUGACAAUUGGACUCCAGAGUGGCGCCUAG